GAGACUUUGGGGAAGGAACAAAUUGAUAUGUGAACUUCGUGAAGAACACUGGAAAAAACGAAAUUAAUGUCUUACAGCUGCUGUGUUAUGAUGCGAAUUUGUUAGCGAGAGUAAAGCCAGAACAGCCACAUAGGUUGUUCGAAGAUACGUCGAUACUUCGGAAGCAAAACAUUGUUUCAAAGGGGUAGAGGUAGCCAAGGGAGCUAUUAGCACAGUGGUUUAGCAGUAGGAGAAAGCUCAUGCUAACGUAUAUGGAUACAGCUGCAUUUGUUGUUGGGUAGGCAUAGCUCACAGGCUACUACAACCAUUUGAAUGAGACAAGUUGAAUCUAGUCUGCUAGCAAGCAGCUUCGUCAAAAGAAACAAUUAUGAUUCAUGAAUGUGCAGUUGAUGGCUGUCCGAACAAAUCGGACACAAUUAUUCACUACACAUUACCAGAGGAGCCGACCAGACGUCAACAGUGGAUACAAUUUCUGCAAAGGAGCAGAAAAAUAGACACCUCUUGCGUUAACACUAGGAUUUGCGGUAGUCAUUUCACAGAAGACAGCUUUACUAAACUGAACUUGGGAUUCACAACAAGGUUGAUAUUGAAUGUAAAUGCUGUUCCUAGCAUUUAUCCAGAUGGGCUGACAACGCAACCAAAACAGAAGGAGGGUAAUGAGACACACGCAGAGAAUGCCAAUGAAGUAGAAAGUGGCAUCAUUGUCAGUGACACUAUUUCUUUGGCCUGUGUGAAAGAGGAGCCACUCACGGAGGAACCGAGUUGUGAUGCUAUGAGGACCAUUAAAGAGGAACCGCUGGAAGAUGAGGGAUAUGGAGAUUCAUCCUCCCACAAUUCAUCCUCCUUCAUCCAACACACUGAUGAUGAAAUGUUUGAACAUGAUGGCACUAUUUUAAAAAUAGAAGUUUGCGAAGAUCCCAUCACUCUUGAUGAUGGUAAACCAUUUCACUGUGCACACUGUGGUGAGGGUUUUCUGAACAAGGGGGUACUCAAAAUACAUGAAAUAGGACACAUCAGGUCCAAAUUUUUGUCUCCUCCAACGUCAGGGUCCCACCUCUGUAAGCACUGUGGAAAAGCCUUUGCCCACAAAGCAUUUUUAAAAGCCCAUCUAAAAAUCCAUGCUAGUAUGGAGUCACAAAUGUCAUUUGCCUGCAGUAAAUGCAACAGGAGAUUUCGCAACCAGUCAAGUCUCAAUAAACAUAUGCUUAAUCAUUUGACAAGGUUAAAAUAUCCAUGUCCGGUGUGUGGGGAAGACUUUGAAAUGAAAGGUAGUCUUCACCUCCACAUAAAGAUGCAUCCAGGAGAGAGGUUUCGCUGCAAGUUUUGCGAUCAAAGAUUUUUAAAAAUCGAUUCCUACCUGCGACAUGUGGAUCGACACACGGUGGUAACCCCGUACUAUUGUGAGAAGUGCAAAAUCUACCAGCUUACCGAGAGAGGCUUCCUGCUACACCAGAAAAGGCAUGCCCACAAAGACCUGGUGCUGGCCAUGGUUGCAAAUGGCAAGUUGAGUAAGAAGGGGACAAUUCCAACCCGUUAUUUCGACCUAGUACCUCAGCACCAUGAAGCUGAAGAGAAAAUGGACCAUCAUUAGAUUCUAAACGUCUCCUACAGUCAUCAAACCAAACUGAAACAACACCUAUAGUUAAGUUAGCUCUAGAAACAGCACCUCUAGUUAAGUUAGCUCUAGAAACAGCACCUAUAGUUAAGUUAGCUCUAGAAACAGCACCUCUAAUUAAGCCUAGUGAGAGUCCAUCACCUGAAAGACCACGUGACACUGAAAUGAAAAUAAAUACUUGAUGCUUGAGUUGAUGGGCCUAUGUUGAGAAACUUCACAUAGCACUCAAUGAAGAAACGUAAUUCUCACUUUAGAUUUCUUAAAUGUUCAAAGGCGACACAGCCUUAAGAGUAGGUUAUGCAAAAAGAUUCAGAGAUUUUAGAGCAUGUUUCAUAUUGGGACUUUCAUAAUAUGUUUGUACAAAGUAGUACUGUAUAUGAACCCUUAAACCUGUAUCUUGACUUUUACAAAUAUUUUUUUUUAUAACUAGCCUGUCUCAAAUAAUGUAAUCAGUGUUGUUACAGUUGUAACAGUUGUACAGUUGUAUGGCUGUAUAUCAUGUAAUAAAACACCAGCCUUUACAUUCAUGUCAACGCAACAAUAAUUUGUCCUGUAUUCCAAACAGCAGUUUUGCACUUUAUGAAGUCAAGUCAAGACUUGUUUAGUUUUGUAUUCUCGCUUACUUUACUUUCUUUAUGUUAUAGACUAGUCGUUAUUAAGUUAUUAUUUUACUGUACGUAAUUGUACAUGACAUAUGGAACAGAAGUAGCCUACUGCAGUGGAAUUUUAAGACUUCACUUUGGUGUUAAUAAUUAUCAAAUAUGUGGAUAAUGAACUGCUGCAAUGCUCCCUGGAUCUUGUUUUGUCCUUUUUAUAUGCAAUGUAUUUUGUAUUCACUGUGUCCUAUUUUGUAAGUAUUCAAUGUAUUCAAGAAACUAAAUGGUGAAAUGAAUUAAAAUGGUAGACUAAACCAAGAUAGAAUGUUUAAAUAGUCAAUUUGGCAUGGCUGAAGAUGUUAUAUUGAAGCUAUAUGGCACAUGGGUAGAUAGGCCUACAAAAUACAAACAUACAAAAGCUAGACUUAUGUGUUUCCCCUCAGGUAUGUAUUGGGUUAUAAUCAACCUCGAUUACUUACCCUUUAGAAACGUCAGCUCAACAUUAUAGGUCAACUCUUUUGAAUGGAUGCUGCCCAUAGCGUUAUGGAGAUAGUUGCAGCUACAUUAGGCUACAUCUUUUCGCCCUUUAGUUCAGCCUGCUAUAUAAACAUACUUUAAUUUGUCACCAGUUGUGUUUUGUGUAGAAAAGCAAUUAUGUAUAUUUAAGAUAAAAAAUGGUGUCUGAUC
This is a messenger RNA of Alosa alosa (allis shad), 2898 nucleotides long. RefSeq names its product zinc finger protein Xfin. NCBI's taxonomy places the organism in Eukaryota, Metazoa, Chordata, Actinopteri, Clupeiformes, Clupeidae. Bases 368 to 1591 code for a protein of 407 amino acids. The record is from RefSeq and is a predicted model, not a curated record. The transcript has 2 exons.